Molecule: messenger RNA, 1786 nt
Organism: Prunus avium (sweet cherry)
Lineage: Eukaryota; Viridiplantae; Streptophyta; Magnoliopsida; Rosales; Rosaceae
Product: RNA-binding protein 1
Molecular function (GO): RNA binding
Source: RefSeq, a predicted model, not a curated record
GAAGGAAAAAUUAGAAGUAACCGCAAAGGAAUUAGGGAUUUGGGGUAUUUGCCCGCUCUUUGCAACUUCGCCACUUAACUUCAACAUUCGACAUCUCACGAUCUCAUCUCAUCUCUCACUCUAUUUCUCCUACUAUACUGAAAAACAGAAAAUAAAAAAACCAGAAUCUUUCCCCUUCCUCUUCAUUUGUUAUCUCAAAGAGAUACAAACCAAGCCGCAGAUUAUAACCACCGUUCACCCACACAGUCUCUCCCUCAACCCUAAACUAUGGCGGAUGCUUAUUGGAGGUACAGCGACGCUCGGCAACCACCACCGUCGGCGAUGAAUUCAGUCGUCGGAAAGCGCCCUCGCUCCGAUUACGAUGCCCAUGGUGGCCACGACCUGCCGAGUUAUUAUUCCCAUGAAGAUGAUAGAGGUUCUCUCCGGGGAAUUAGAGAUACUGACUCCAUUAAUGCCUCAUAUGAUCGCUACCUGCGCAGUGCGCAAAUGCCAUCAUAUAGUGGUGGACAGUCUGCUAGAACCUUGAGUGGUGGACUACCUGGUCGUUCUGUUGAUGAUCCACGGAUGAUGGGAAUGGGGGGUGUUGACCCAGGGGCACCUGUAAAAGACAGGGUUUUAGGAAUGGGAAGUGGACGGCCUGAGGCUCCCCUACCUCCUGGUGCUACCAGUACACUAUUUGUGGAGGGAUUGCCUCCCAACUGUACACGACGUGAAGUAGCUCAUAUCUUUCGCCCUUUUGUUGGCUACAAGGAAGUGAGACUCGUAAGCAAGGAAUCGAGACAUCCCGGAGGAGAUCCUCUGGUACUCUGUUUUGUUGAUUUUGUGAGCCCAGCCCAUGCAGCCACAGCUAUGGAUGCGUUGCAAGGAGUUGCAUUUCCUAAAAUUAUUUCACUUUGCGAGAAGAGGGACUGCCAAAUGAUUCACAAACUGCUUUUUGGCUGUGUUAUGAAAUUAACCAAAAGAAAAAAAGGAAAGGCUAUUAGUUUUUCCAAAUUUAACAAUGUAUGGUAUACUGCAUGAAAAGGCAAGUUCACUUUGCUAUCAAUAUUUAACACAGUUCACAUAUAAAAUCUGUACAAAGUGUUUCUGACUUUAAACCCUUUUCACUUCCAAAGAUGCCUGAAAGUUUCAACGAUUUCAGAAAGGUUCCUAAAUCCUUAGUUUUGUGGAAUUUAUUUCCCGUUUAAAGUGACAUAACACACUAUUCAAGGUGCGGGACUUCUUUUUUUGAAGAAUGACACGAUCUUUUGAGCCACUUUAUAUUGGCUUUAAAGGAGGUGAACAUAGAUUGCCGAUGCCCAUAUGUAUUAUUCUGCAGUUUUAUCCUGGGUGUUGUUUCAUGGGGAUCUGUCAGUUUGUUUAGUAUUUAUGACAUCUUGGUUUCACACGAUACUUUAGGCCAGAAGUUGCAUGGUCUGCAAAGUCAUCCAGUACCAGUGUACCACGAGCCAAACUUAGUAAAUUUUUCCAAAUAAUGGAAGGGGUUACCUUCCUGGGUCAUUUUAAUCCUCCUAGAUUGUGAAUCUCUGAUGAAUGCCUUAAAUCUGGUUGGUUUCAUUGGGACCUGAUGAGUUUAAGCUCAUUUAGUGAAUUAGGAUACCGGGACUGGUUAGAGAAACCAUAUAAUCAUUUGUUUGACCAAACGAGUAAUUCAGUCAUAAGAAUGGUGUUGUUAACAACGGUGCUCUCAAUAUAGUCAUCUCAUCCUGAUGAGGUUUCUCUAAUCGUACUGUAUACUUUAUGCUAAGAGAGGAAUCGUGUGAGCUUUAUUUUGGAAUGGGAGAUC